GGCUGGGCACUGGGCAUUGACAGGGGGGCAUCUUCACAAGUAUAUAUAUAUGGAGGAAUCGGCUGUGUACCUCGCAGCAGGUUCUUCCUACUCACACGAAGCAACAUGAAGACCUUGGUGGUAUUAGCCCUCGCUCUGUGCUGUAGCGGCCAGAUCGCCGUCCCGUACAUCGCCGCCCCUUACCCAGUGGCCAUCAAGUACCAGGGAGUCGACGCCUUCGGCCAGACCACCUUCGGUCACCAGGCUUUCGACCAGACCAGGCACGAAGUCCGUCUCGCUGACGGGAGGGUGGUCGGCCAAUACUCCUUCAUCGACUCCAACGGCGAGCCUGCAGUAACCUACUUCGAGGCCGGCCGCAACGGCUACCGCGUCCUGGGAUCCAAUGUCCUCCCAGAGGGACCAGCCGCUGACUUCGUGCCCGAGUACUCCGAGGACGUAGCCAAGGCGAGGGAGGAAUUCUUGGCAAUCUUCGAGGAGGCCAGAAAGGGGAACAUCAUCUCCCCAGCCGCGCCUGCUGCGCCAACCCUCGCCGCCCCCGAGAAGCCAGUGGAGGAAGCAGCCCCAGCUGCCCCAGCAGCCCCAGAAGCCGCUCCCGCCGAAGGCGAAAAGGCAGCAGAAGAAUACGCCGCUGAGAAAGGAGCCGAAGAACCCGUUGCAGAACCUGCUGCCGUCGAGACAGCCCGUCGUCGCCGCGACGUAGCCCGCGUCCCUCUGCCUUACCUGCACGCCGUGCCCACUGAGACGAAGACCACCGUUGAGACCAAGCAGUUCGAGCCCGUCGACGCUGCCACCCCAGCUGACACGAAGAAGAUCGCCCUCACGACGAAGGAGCACACCUUCACCGUGCCAGGCUUCAAGUACGUGCAGCCCACCGUUGAGGUCAAGCCUGCGCAGUACAGUCUCCUGACCCCACAGGUGAUCGGCGCCCCCAAGCCAGCGCAGUACAGUCUCCUGACCCCACAGGUGGUCGGCGCCCCCUUCUCCCACGGGUUCUACCCAGGAUUCGGGUAUCCCUUGAUCUCCGUGGCUGCUCCUGCUGCUGCUGCACCAGCAGAAGAGAAGAAGGAGUAAUUGAUGACCUACCCAAGACGACCACGAUCUGAAGGACACGAAAGCAAACGCGAUGAGGAAUUUGUAUAAAUAAGCUGAAAUGUUUAGCUGUAAAUAAAACAAAAAAAAUUAUCUGUUCUGCUUAAGGGUCAGAUACUCUAUGAUUUGUAUAAUUUAGGCUUUUGGCGUGAGUGAAGUCACUUGCGGUGACGUAUCUUAGGGCAUUCUUCUCCAUCUCCAUCUGAGGGCAAACCUUUCUCUCUGUUUCUUUAACUUUUUCUGGAAAUGUAAAAACUCAGAGAAUAAAACGGAAUGCUGCAUUUUAAA
This is a messenger RNA of Macrobrachium nipponense, 1377 nucleotides long. RefSeq names its product nematocyst expressed protein 3-like. The transcript has 2 exons. The record is from RefSeq and is a predicted model, not a curated record. Bases 106 to 1071 code for a protein of 321 amino acids. NCBI's taxonomy places the organism in Eukaryota, Metazoa, Arthropoda, Malacostraca, Decapoda, Palaemonidae.